UACACAGGUUCUACUGUGGCUAUAGACCAGCAAGCUGACCUUGGUGUUGGGUACACUGAUCUCAGCUUCUGGGGAAUCAUCCCAUUGUAAUGAACUUCUUCUAAUACUAAGUCACCAUGGCAAAGUGUAUCCUACCACUGUAUCAGCCACUGGAGAGCAAGAUCCUCCUGGAGUUAGACAAGGAGCUGCAGACCCAGAUGGCCAAGUGUAGGCAGGACUUCUGGGACCACAGUGACAGGUUCCUGGACUCUAUAGCCCAAACUGGCCAUCUGGACCACAGGCUGUGGAGAAAUGUCUGUGAAGAAGACCAACACAUCCUGGAUGCAGUAUUUUGGGAGCAGCUAGUAGCUGAGGAAGGGGAGCUGACAGAGGAGUCAGCUCUAGCUGAGAAGUUAAGAGAAAACAAUGUUCUAAUUAAAAACCAAGAACAACAGCUGCAAAAAUUACAGAAAACAAUUCAAGAAGGUAGACGUCUCUCCUCCCUGCUCUGUCAGCUCCUGCAGGGACUCCUUGCCCACAGGGGCCCUGAUGAAACCCAGAAUCAGGUCUUCUGGCAGCAGCUGACUGAAGGAAACCGGCUGGCAGAACACCUCCUCAGUAAGCUCAGCCCAGAAAACCAAACUACUGAGCAGGAGGGGAACAAGCAGGAACCCACAAGCACAAGGCUCAUCACUAUGCUUCGGGAAUGGACAGAGAACGCUGCCCCAAGGCACUCACUAGAUGGGCUCCAUCUGACUUACUCAUCCCUUCCUGAUGUGUCUGAUUCCUACUGGCCUUAUAGAAGCUCUGCCAUCCUGGCCUGGGAGGGAGAAGGAGUCUCUCCUGCUCAGCCUGUAGCUGAAAACCAUCCAAAUUUUGAGGAGGAGGAUAAUGAUAAUGACAAUCAAGAUAACAGUCCCUCCUACCCCAUGAGGAGCAGCAGGGAGCUGCCUGAGGGAGAAGAGGAUGAGAUUCAUCAGGACUCACUGGAUGAAGGUCAUCUGACUCCUUCAAUUGACCACAAUCUGUCAGAUGAUCACAGACAUUAUGGACAUAUCUCAUUGUCACCUGUUGAACAUGAAAAUUUAGUUGAGGAUGGAGAAGAAAAUAAAAUCACUGACCUGGAUAAGGACAAACAAGAAAUCAUAAGUACAAGGCUCAUCACUGUGCUUCGGGAAUGGACAGAGAAUGCUGCUCCAAGGCACUCACUAGAUAGGCUCCAUCUGACUUACUCAUCCCUUCCUGAUGUGUCUAUUUCCUAUUGCCCUUACAGAAGCUCUGCCAUUCUAGCCUGGGAGGGAGAAGGAGUCUCUUCUGCUCAUCCUGGAGUUGAAAACCAUCCUUAUUCUGAGGAGGAGAAUGAUAAAGACAGUCCAGAUCCCAGUCCAUAUUCUCCCAUGAGGAUCAGCUGGGAGUUGUCUGAGGGAGAAGAGGAUGAUGUUUCUGAGGACUCACUAGCUGAAUGUUACCUGACUCCUUCUGUUGGAUAUGACCUGUCAGAUAAGCUUUAUGAGUAUGUCUCAUUCUCACCUGCUGAGCAGGAAGUCUCAACUCAGGGUGUAGAAGAGCUGGGUUUGGAUACACCUAUUGGAAUGAAGAGCCAUCCCAGGCUGGGAGCUGACACUCUUGGUGGUCUGGCUGAUGACAAGGCUGAGUGCAAAGUCACUGAUCACACUAAUGUUGCCAGUGUCCUGAAACCCAAGAUAAUAAAAAAGAAACUUCCAUUUUGCAAAUGCAAAAUAGCAUGCUGCUUCCCAGGCCUAUAAAUUUAGGAUACAAAGAUGCUACAUGUACUUAUGCAAAUAUAUAUAGUGUUUAUAUGAAGAAUCAUAUUAUAUAAAGUGUGUCUUUUUUAUUAAUGAAGAAAGUCUAAACCAGCAAAUCAACUUAAAACCAAAGAGAUUACCACAAGAAUAUGUUCAAGUAUAGUUAUCAGAACCACAAGCCACCACAAACCCAAAAAGGACUGGUUAGGUGGGGAAAGUCUCAGGUCUUCAACCUCAACUGUGAAGCAUACUAAGAAGACUAGUAUCUAGAUGAAAAUACGGGUUUACUCCUAAACUUGACCUCCCAAUUCUCACCCAGCACACAGCCUCGUCAGGAGCACCUAGAGGAAGAGAUAAUCUCAAAUUGUGCAUUCUUUGACCUCACAUGAGCUGUACUAGAAGCAGACAGCAGAGUCUGGGCAGUGUUCUUGCUGAAAUAUUUAACCUGAACUCAAUCAGGAGAGAACUAUCAACCACAGAGUUUAGCCCAAAAAGUAAGAAAACACACCUGACCUGUCUUUCUUCAAACUUCCCAUGUCACCAUCAAUUAGAUGAUGAAAAGAGAAAUUUUGGAAGCAGAGAGAUGCAAUGAUUGUACUACCUAGUUUUGUCUUUCUGAACCCAAAACACUCUCCUCUUUUCGUGUGGCCUUAGUGGUGGUGACAUGUAUUCUUUGAAGAUAGUAGGUUAGUAUCUGACUCAAUGGUCCACUUCUGACACUAUGGUGAUACACUUUGGGUUGAACUCAGACUCACCCUUUAACAUGAAUAUGGCAUAAUCAAUGCUGUCAGCUUCCUUCCAAAGCUCACAAAGAGAACACAGUGUGCUAUCUCCAUCACUUGUGAUAGUGAUCACUUUGUUGAGGACACUAAAAGUAUAAUCAUUGUAAAUGCUCAGCGAUUUAUUUUUAUAAUUAUUUGGCUAUUCCUUGAAUGACACUUUGGAAGAAUGUGCUCUCACAAAGACCUGAAGACUGUACUAUACUCAAAUGCACUAUAAUCAAAUGCUAUGUUCCUAUUUGUGUAUUGGCAAUUUUAUUAUUGUAAUUCUAUAA
Erinaceus europaeus (western European hedgehog) is the source of this 2799-nucleotide messenger RNA. Its product is annotated as neuroblastoma breakpoint family member 4-like. Lineage: Eukaryota; Metazoa; Chordata; Mammalia; Eulipotyphla; Erinaceidae. The record is from RefSeq and is a predicted model, not a curated record. The transcript is spliced from 14 exons. The coding region runs from base 117 to 1745 and encodes 542 amino acids.